Tauraco erythrolophus (red-crested turaco) is the source of this 1419-nucleotide messenger RNA. NCBI's taxonomy places the organism in Eukaryota, Metazoa, Chordata, Aves, Musophagiformes, Musophagidae. The record is from RefSeq and is a predicted model, not a curated record.
AGUGCAUCAGGAGAUUUAAUGAUCAGAAACAUCCAGCUGAAACAUAGUGGAAAAUAUGUUUGUAUGGUGAAGACAGAAGUGGAUAGCGUAGCAUCUGCAGCAGACCUUAUCGUACGAGGCUCACCUGGGCCCCCUGAACACGUGAAAGUGGAUGAAAUAACUGAUACCACGGCUCAGAUCUCCUGGCAAGAAGGCACAGAUAAUCACAGCCCAGUAACCACUUACACCAUACAAGCAAGGACACCUUUCUCAGUUGGCUGGCAGCGAGUUACAACAGUUCCAGAUGUGAUCGAUGGAAAAACGUUCACAACCACGGUAGUGGAUUUAAAUCCUUGGGUUGAAUAUGAAUUUCGCGUAGUUGCCAGUAACAAAAUAGGAGGUGGAGAACCUAGUUUACCCUCAGAAAAAGUAAGAACUGAAGAGGCAGUUCCUGAAAUUCCCCCAUCUGAAGUCAGUGGGGGAGGAGGCAGCAGGUCUGAACUGGUCAUAACAUGGGAUCCCAUCCCUGAAGAAUUACAAAAUGGAGAAGGAUUUGGCUAUGUUGUUGCUUUCCGCCCCUUUGGCACCACAACAUGGAUACAGACUGUUGUCACCUCUCCCGAUACACCCAGAUACGUCUUUAGGAAUGAAAGCAUCUUGCCCUUUUCGCCAUAUGAAGUCAAAGUUGGUGUCUAUAACAAUAAAGGAGAAGGGCCCUUUAGUUCAGUAACCACAGUUUUUUCAGCUGAAGAAGAGCCCAGCAUAGCACCCUCCGGAGUAUCUGCGACGAGUCUGUCGUCCUCAGUCAUCGAGGUCUCCUGGAAGGCCAUUCCCUGGAAGAUGAGCAGCGGACGGUUGCUGGGCUACGAGGUUAGGUACUGGAAUAAUGGUGGAAAAGAAGAAUCUUCAAAUAGAGUGAAAGCUGCAGGGAAUGAGACAUCAAUAAGAAUAACAGGUUUGAAGAGCAACUUAGCAUACUACACAGCUGUCCGUGCUUACAACAGUGCUGGAGCAGGUCCCUUUAGUGCCACAGUAAAUGCUACCACAAAAAAGACACCACCCAGUCAACCACCAGGAAAUGUUGUGUGGAAUGUCACUGACUCCAGAGUAAUCCUCAGCUGGGAGGAAGUAAGGGCUAUGGAGAACGAGUCCGAGGUGACUGGCUAUAAGGUUUUGUACAGGACCAGCAGUCAGACCAGUGCCAACGUGCUGAGCACAGACAAGACCACAGCUGAACUUCUGCUCCAGUUUAACGAGGAUUACAUUAUAGAAGUAAAAGCAACAACUGAUGGCGGAGAUGGCACUAGCAGUGAUCAGAUCCUGAUUCCCAGACUAGCCAGUAUGGAUGCAAGAGGUUCUGGUCCAUCAGCCUUGAACAUCUUCAGUGUAUCCAGUUUCUUACCAACAAUAUUUUCCUUGACUUUUAAUUCAGUGUUGUGA